Messenger RNA from Labrus bergylta (ballan wrasse), 6099 nucleotides. RefSeq names its product potassium voltage-gated channel, shaker-related subfamily, member 2b (gene kcna2b). Gene Ontology annotation, molecular function: delayed rectifier potassium channel activity; protein binding. NCBI's taxonomy places the organism in Eukaryota, Metazoa, Chordata, Actinopteri, Labriformes, Labridae. Gene Ontology annotation, biological process: protein homooligomerization; potassium ion transmembrane transport. Gene Ontology annotation, cellular component: membrane; juxtaparanode region of axon; dendrite. The record is from RefSeq and is a predicted model, not a curated record.
UAUGCGCUGCGAUGCCCUUCUGCAGCCCACGCGUCUCAACUAUGGUGAAUUUUGGUGAAAUAUGAGAGACUCGGGAAGAUCCGGCUGCUCUACUACUGUUGAUCGUGAUGAGAUAACAGCCGCCGGAGAACUCAGUAACAUAAGGGAAGAAGGACAGAUUUAAAGGAAUGGACUCACGACCUCACGGCACCUUGUAAGAAGAGACAAACUGGAUAAACAUACGUGCGUCAGCACACCGACAGAAUCAGGAGCCGGAGUUUGGGGUGAUAUAUGGCUGACAGGGAGGAGCUGCUUUGACCGUGGAGGCUGACUUUUGACCAGGCACUGCUGCUAGGUCUGUGGUCUAGCCUGACACGUGCCAGAGGAGGAAGCUUGCUAAAGGCAUAUCUGCCUGUGCCAGAAUCCACCAGUGCGUGGAGGCUUUCUCUUCUCCUGGCCGACUUGGCCCCACCCUAUCUGAAUCCUGCAGGACCCAUCUCCUUCCAGCAUGACGGUUGCUACCAGCGACACUUUGGAUGAAGCAGCAGCACAACCAGGUCAGCCUCAUGACCAGUACGACCCAGAGCCGGAUCAUGACUGCUGUGAGAGGGUCGUCAUCAACAUUUCAGGCUUGCGCUUUGAGACGCAGCUUAAAACUCUCUCUCAAUUUCCAGAGACGCUGCUUGGGGAUCCUAAGAAACGGAUGAGGUAUUUUGAUCCUCUCCGGAAUGAAUACUUUUUUGACCGGAAUCGACCCAGUUUUGAUGCUAUUUUGUAUUACUACCAAUCAGGAGGGAGACUGCGCCGGCCUGUUAAUGUGACACUGGACAUUUUUUCUGAGGAGAUCCGGUUUUAUGAAUUGGGUGAGGAGGCUAUGGAAAUCUUCAGGGAGGAUGAAGGUUUUAUAAAAGAGGAGGAGAGGCCUCUGCCAGAGAAUGAGUUUCAGAGACAAGUAUGGCUGCUUUUUGAGUAUCCAGAGAGCUCAGGUCCUGCUCGCAUCAUUGCCAUCAUCUCUGUCAUGGUGAUUCUUAUCUCUAUCGUAAGCUUUUGUCUGGAGACGCUGCCUGUUUUCCGAAAUGAUGAAGAGGAGAUGCACAACUAUCCAGUCCAGUCCAUGUCUAAUGCCACCUAUAUCUAUGAAGUUUCAAAUUAUUUUACAGAUCCUUUCUUUAUUGUGGAGACCCUCUGCAUCAUCUGGUUCUCCUUUGAGUUCCUAGUGAGGUUUUUCGCCUGUCCAAGUAAAGCUGGAUUUUUUGGGAACAUCAUGAACAUUAUUGAUAUCGUGGCGAUCAUCCCCUACUUCAUCACCCUGGGCACAGAGCUUGCAGAGAAGCCUGAGGACAGAGAGACAGGGCAGCAGGCUAUGUCUUUGGCUAUUCUUCGUGUCAUUCGUCUGGUCAGGGUGUUUCGUAUCUUCAAACUCUCACGCCACUCCAAGGGGCUGCAGAUCCUGGGACAGACUCUGAAGGCUAGUAUGCGAGAGCUAGGCCUCCUAAUCUUCUUCCUGUUUAUUGGUGUGAUCCUCUUCUCAAGUGCCGUGUUCUUCGCGGAAGCAGACGAGCCAAAUUCCCAGUUCAGCAGUAUCCCAGAGGCCUUCUGGUGGGCAGUUGUGUCGAUGACCACAGUGGGCUAUGGAGACAUGGUCCCAACAACCAUCGGAGGAAAGAUUGUGGGCUCUCUUUGUGCUAUCGCUGGCGUGCUGACUAUUGCCCUGCCUGUACCCGUCAUUGUGUCAAACUUCAACUACUUCUACCACAGAGAGACGGAGGGCGAAGAGCAGGCACAGUAUCUGAAUAGCCCAAGUGUGCCUAAAGCCAGCUCAGCCGACGAUCUGAAGAAGUGCGGUCGGAGUGGCAGUGGAUCCACGCUCAGUAAGUCGGACUAUGUGGAGAUCCAAGAGGCUGUGAACCACAGCACUGAUGACUUCAGACCAGAGGCCAUGAAAACAGGGAACUGUACCCUGGCCAACACAAACUAUGUCAACAUCACUAAGAUGCGUACAGAUGUAUAAUGUAAGCUGCUGUAGAUGGUUUACUUGAGCCGGGGUCUACAAGGACUAUAACUGGAGGAUGUAGGUGUGACUCCUUGUAUUGACCAUAAGACGCCCUCUUUGGGUGUCUAGAGCAGAAGGAAGGGAUUAUGUUUGAUUGUAUGGAGGACUUUAUGUUCUCUGACAUUCCAAGGCCCAUACUAUCGAUCUGCCACUCGUCUUAUUUAGGACAUUGUCAGUGUCUGCAUGGAGAUAGUCUUACCAGUGUGCCAGUAGUCAUUCUGCGCGCAACAUUAGCCACGUAGUAGCCUAAUAAGUAAUAAUUGAUAAUAGCAUAAGGAAACACUCUUGCUCAGACUGCCGCCGUGGAAGAAAAUGCACGAUAAAAAAUUACUGAGAUCAACAUACAUUUGACUUUUAGAUGUAACUUUACAUAUUCAGUUGUGAUUAAUAACAGACCAUACUAUCAGCAUUCCUGAGCAACUUUAAUCUGCUGCUGUAACUGCCAAGGUCCUGACUCAGAGAAAAACCAAAUCAAUGAUAUCGCAGCUGUUCUGUCGGGGGAAAACUGAAUUACAAACAGAAAGCAAGAGAGCAAUACUAAUGUUUUUUGUCUGAGAAGAGGCCUGAGGGUAUGAGCACUCCUCCCUUGGCCCUUACUAGAUAUUAGUCUAGUACAAUCUCUGUAGAGACCAACAGAUAAAGGACAGUGAUGUGCUGUAAUUCUGUAAUUUCCCCCCCCAUUACAGACCACCUUUUUAUCCUGCAAUUUUUCCAUGAUGAUGUCCAAGCGUACAGUGUGUGCACACUCUCGCUAUGGCUCUGCCUAUUUUUCUUAACAGCCAGUGCAGGCUAGAAGAAAUGUCCAAACAAAGGGAAAGCCUCAUCAUUUAGUUUUGUGUGCUCAUUUGAUUUGAUGCAUUGUGUUCAUUUUUAGCAAUAUGAUGAUUGUCUGCUUGUCAAUUACAUUUUUUUUUUACAGUUUUACAAAGAAACAUGGUGAAUGUUUCCUCUGUAGUUUUCCGAGUGAGUGCCUAUUUCUCCGUUAGUCGUUUAACGGCACCUUCAAGUGUCUCUUCAAGCAUCACCCAGGUGCACUGCGAAAGACAUGCAGUGAGUAAUGUCUGGUUUGAUGCUGUUCUUGCAUUCCAUGUUUUUAGAAAAAAAUUCAAUGAGGUUAAAGAGAAAUUGAUUCCCUGAGAUUAAGGAGAGAAAACAGUGAGAUUUUAAUACUGUAGUUUCAUCUAUGAAUAGUUAAGGGUUUCAGGACUCAAAAUGUCCCAAUGGGGAUUCUAAAAGUUGAUUAUCAAAGGAAGAGCUCAGUUUUCAAUUCAAAUGACCUUUAGGGGCCAUCUACUGCCAGUUUUGCUGAAAAAAGAAAAUCCCAGCAUUCACAUUCAUCACUGUGCUAUGGUUAUUCCAGGAGCAUGGUUCAUCAAAAUGCCCUUAAAAACGAAAUGAAUGUUCAAUUCAAGCCUGUAGUGCCCUCUUUCUUAUAUAUCCCCAACUUAAACAAAAAGUCAAAAUAAGUCAGCUGUGCCUGCCUUUCAAUGUACCUUCCCUGUUAGAUUGAAUUGCAACAAGUGUCUUCAAUCUCAAUUAUCAGGUCAGGUGGACAAUUGUGCUGAACCCUGGUACACCAGUUCUGUGUUGUUUGACUUUUAUCUCAUUAUUUUAUUUUCAAUCUUAUGGUAUCUGAAAAUCAUUCCGUUGGCACAUAUCUCCUAUAAUUCAGGACCUAAGCAACAUGUUUUUCAUCGGCUUUAUAUCUAACAGAUGCUUUUCUGCUAUCGUUAAACUGCAUGUCCAUCAAAGUAUUCAUUGUAGCAUGAAUAUAUGAAUAAUUCUUUAGAAGCAAACCGACAUGCAUAUACUCCUAUAUCUCUAGAGGUACUAAUACUAAUGUGCAAUAUACUGUAUGAAAGACAAGUCUUGUUUUAGAAGUAUGUGUCAAGCUUUGCAUAACGCAUCAUCUUUGCCAUUGCUGUCUGAAAUACUGUUGUCAUGAUACAUGUGAAGUAUUUACCCAAAGAGGGGUUAUGUGUCCAGGAAAAGAUUUGUUAGAAAGGAUUGAGAAAGGAGCUGCAGAAGAGGGAAGAGAAAACCAGACUCACUCCAAAACACAGAAAGCCGAAGCAGCUAUCUGUUCCAUAGGUCAGUAUCCUGCUGCCUUCAGCUUUAAUGUCUUUAGAUUCAGUUACAAUCACAACCCAGCAGCUGUAUAUCGCAGUGAAAGCACAAGAUCUGCUGCUAGUACAGUUGAUGCACAGGGAUUCAAAUCGACAGACUUUUUGCUCAGCCAAGUGUAUCAUUAAGCUCCAAGGGACUGUCUGAGUGCCAUUAUCACUGAUGUAUAGGCCCAUCACGCUGUGUGUAAUGUUGUCUGUGUACAGUUACUAUGUUUAUGUGUGUGUGUGUGAUAGAAAGAGAUUGUGAGAGAAACAAAGAGCUUUUAUGUACACACAAGCUGAGGGUGAAAGCUUAAGGAACAAUGUGGGUGCAGUCUUAAAAAAACGCUCCUCUUGACUCCAGGCCAGAACGAUAUGGUGCUCUGUAUAUUCUAUUCUAAUUUAGCGUAGGCUACCUUUUACUGCCUGUGAAUAUACUAAAGAAGGGCAUGUAGUAUAUCAAACUAAGAAACGAGGGAAUGUGGAUAAGCUGCUGUAACUGCCAGGGACAGAUACUUGGAAUUGAAAUAAUGGUUGGAGGUUUAUGUGAUAGUGAAAGAUAAGCACUGCCCACACCUUCUUUUGCUUUGUUCUCUGAUGUGUACUUUUCUAAACUGUUCUCUUGUACUGGAACACCUAUGUGACUUUAUGUGGCUUGAAACCUUCGUCUGUACUGCCGUCUUUUCCACUCUUGUUAUCAAGCACAUUAUCGAAACAACACUGUAUCAGGACGCAAACCCUCUCCUGGAAAGUUAAAACUGCAGGACGGUACAUCAGGACAAUCUGAUCCAAGGAAAACAUGUAUUCGCUGUAUGACACAACACUGACAAGAGGACUUUUCAAACACACACCGGAUACUGUUACAUGCAUAGCUGGUGUACACACUUGUGUACACACACUGCCUGACCAUACACCUUUGUGGCCACUUCUGCUGGAAAAACAGACAUCACCGGUUCUAUCAAACUUAAAAGGCCACACAGUGAACAGACUUCUAUCCACUACCGGUGGUGAAAAACACGUAGCCAUGUAGACAAUGUAUUCAAGAGUAACAGCUGCUUUCAAUGAUGUCUUAAAAGCUUCAGCUUUAAAAUGAGCUUCUGCCGUGUACAGAUCGCUGUGUAGCAGGGAAUCAAAGUGUAUGCUUGCUGAAUUAAUCAAAGAAACUAAACGUGUAUCGUCUGUGAAUGAUGUCUUAGGUUUAAUAUGCUCCAGGGACGAAAGGUGGGAGUGUAUGACAUAUAAUCGAAGAAGAAAUAUGAUUUCUAUGAGAACUUUAACUUAUUUGUGUCAUCAGACACUGUAUGUAUUAUAGAUAAACUUGUUUUUUUUCACUAUGUUAUUUUCUAUUUGAAUGUUAUUCUUGCUCAGCUGGAGCUGCAGGAGCUGAGGUUUGAAUGAAAUACACAUGCAGGCCUUGGUCAAUGGAUUCUGUCUGUAUUUACUCAUUUACCUCCAAACACCUCAAACGUACUUCUUCUACUACUUUACAGUCUCAAAUGUCAGUCAAUACAUUUAGAAAGUACUCAGCUUCUUCACUGUACUGUGAUAUCCACUCAUGUUGGGACUUAACUGUCUGUAGAAAUCCUUUUCUCUUUUUUUUUACCAUGUGAAGGAAAAGGCAACCUGUCUAUUAUAACACACAAAGUAAAUAUGGAUCCUUACAUUUGCCAUACCAUUCACCAGGACUAAUGUAUGAACAGAUUAUUACUGAAAAUCCAUGGAGAAAUAUGUUCAUCAUUAGAAUAAAUGUAAAUCAUAAAACUAUUAUGAACAUUAAUGCUGAUGAUAAUGUCAAUAAUAACAUCUUUAUGAUAACCUCGGGCCACUGUUGUUCUUUUUUUUGUGAUUAAUGUGAUUGAACCUGUUGUGAAUAUUGAGCCAAAACUACAAGGAUGGUUGUUAUUUUAACAGAAGAUUUGAAACAGUUGGAUUAGCUGCAUAUACAUAAAUUAAUAAAAAGCA